AUGGGAGUCUAUUGUUUGCAUCACAAUUCAAGGAUACCCUUUCAAAGUGCAAUAAGGGUAUUCGACGAUGAAGCCAUGAGGUCGUAUCCAUGGGGUCGGCCUGCAUACGAAAUUCUAAUUGACUCUAUUAAAACGUUGGCUCCAGAUGGAGGUUCAUACACAAUAAGCAGCAUGAAGGACGCGUUAUUGAUUUGGGCUUAUGAAUCCGUCACAUGCUUCGGUGAGAGUUUUGGGAGAGUGAUCAAUAACGAAGACGUUCCGCUUUUGCGAUGGGGUGGAAAGCGUACACGUGCAAGCUUUGAUAAAUUGUUGUCUGCCGAAAUCGAAAAGCAUGGCGAGGUGCGUGUGAGGAGAAUGGUUUUGAAGGACUCAAACGAAGAGAUGUUUCCUAUUUGGCCGGGUGAAGAUGACGACCCACAACUCGUUAGGUUUAUAACAGACAUACAUUCAGGUAGAUUUGUGAAAGGUUUGUGGGAAGUGCAGGGGAAUGCAAAGGGGAAGGCGAAUGCAAAGGGGAAGGGGAAUGAGAAGAAGAGAAUGAAGGGUGGAGUUUCGUCAGAAGCUGAGCCACCCACUAAGAAGCAGAAGAAAGUUAAGACACAGAAUGAGUCUGAAGCUGAUGCAACGGGAAAGGGUUCUAGCGAGAAGGAAGGUAGCAAAGAGUUGGAGUUGGAGAACAAAGCGACUCUAACGACCAUUGUGAGUACUCUGGAUAUUAUUUCCAGAAAAUUUGAUCAGGUUGACUCACGGUUGGAAACUUACGAGUUAGACCGGAACAGACCAUUGAUGGACCAAAAGACCAUUGAUGACAGGGUGAAUACUUUACUGGAGGAGCGUCUGAAAGAUCUGGGGAUUGAGAAAAUUCCCGAAAACCAUGAUAACCCCUCGCCACAAUUAUCAGAUAACUCUUUAUCGAUGGCAUCACCGGUGGUUCGAACGUAUCAGAAGUCUGUCAAUAGUCCAACGUUAGUAGCUGCGACUCCUGGUAAGGAAUUUGGACCAAAAAAGAAUUUGGCCAAGGAGCUUGAAAAGGAAUCAGGGGUGAAAAGGACUUUGGAUGAGGAGUUUGGUAGUGUCGAUAAAGCUACUGAUAUGCGGCCUCUUGAUUUCGUAGUAGUUUCUCCUGCAAAGGCUACUAAGGAUGAAAAGGCUGCUAAGGAUCAAGCCUAUGGACGCGGCUGCAGGCGCAAGCGUAUUGUUAAGGGUGAGGAAGCCGAUGAGAAGAAAAAAGCAGCGCAGGCAGAUGCUGCGUUUAAGAGGAAGGAGAAGGCUGAGGCUGAGUUAAAGAAGAAACAAGAGGCUGAGCUAAAGAAGCAAAAACAGGCUGGGUCAAAGUACAAAAAGGUGACUCCACCGCGUGACGGUGUAACAAGAUGCAAGGUACAACCUGAUGUAGAGGACAGUUCAUUGGCUGAUAUAAGUGACGAAGUUGUUGCAAAACAUAACGAAUUCGCGUCGGAGUCUGAUGUCGAGAAUUCUGAAGUGGUUAGAUCUGCCAUAAUUAAGGACUACCGGGAGAAAAAUGUUUGGUUAACUCCAAAAUGGUUGUCAAUGACGGCAGUUUCUUCAUCAUUAGUUUUUCCGAACGUUGGACAUGAUGGAACGACGUGCAUGAGGAAGAAUGUUACUCCUUUAUCAGCAAUAUAUGACCCUCUAGCACUUGUUGAUCCGGCGCUAUUGGAGAAACUUAUGCAACACAUCAAGGCAAUUCCACCCAAACCACCAGCAGCACUAGGUAAAAAAGAAGUACUAACAGCUGAUCAUGAGAGUGACUUCUACAGCGUACUCAUACAUGAGAGACCGUGGCCGGAGAAUGAGUAUGGAUGGGUGUUUGAUAAUCAUGUCGUGGCUUAUAUGAACGUCCUCAUUAAAAGGUCCAUGGGAGAGCCCACUCCAUUCUGGUCCAAGCGGAUUGCCUUCGUUGACGUUUGGUGGCAAAGUUUUUUGAUUCACGAUUACGCUCAGUUCAAGAUGAAACCCACAAUGUUCAUGUUCAAAGGCAAUGGUUAUGAAGAUAUGAUAAAUGGUAGGAUUACCAAUCAUUGUCGAACAAACUUGAAGUGGUAUGAAGAUGUGGAUCACUUGUACGGAUGUCUUCAAACGGCGGAAAUCACUGGGUUGCAUAUCACGUGGAUCUGA
Molecule: messenger RNA, 2139 nt
Organism: Brassica napus (rape)
Lineage: Eukaryota; Viridiplantae; Streptophyta; Magnoliopsida; Brassicales; Brassicaceae
Exons: 4
Coding region: 1-2139 (712 amino acids)
Biological process (GO): proteolysis
Molecular function (GO): cysteine-type peptidase activity
Source: RefSeq, a predicted model, not a curated record